Ostertagia ostertagi is the source of this 1104-nucleotide messenger RNA. Lineage: Eukaryota; Metazoa; Nematoda; Chromadorea; Rhabditida; Trichostrongylidae. The record is from the annotation of a GenBank genome assembly.
AUGAAGAGGAUCUUUGGUGCAGGAAAAAAGGAGCCGCCACCAGACUUGAGCGCUGCUGUAGCUAACAUCGAAUCUAGAGGUGAGAGUAUCGAGAAGAAGAUCGCCAAAUUAGAUGGAGAGCUGGUCAAGCUUCGAGAUCAGAUGGCAAAGAUGCGUGAGGGCCCCAGCAAGAACAUGAUCAAACAGAAGGCGUUGAGGGUGCUGAAGAUGAAACGAAUGUAUGAAAACCAAAAGGGUCAGCUCGAUCAGCAGGCAUUCAAUGUCGAUCAGAGCAAUUUCGCUAUUCAAGGCAUGAAGGAUACUCAGGUCACGGUCGCCGCCAUGAAGACAGGCCUGAAGACAAUGCAGAGAGAAUACAAAAAGCUGAACAUUGACCAUAUUGAAGAUUUGCAAGAUCAAAUGGAGGAUAUGUUGGAUAUGAACAACGAGAUCCAAGAGGCGAUGAGUCGACAAUAUGAUACGCCAGACGUGAGUGCUGCUAAUUUUGGUUUUGGUUACACAUUCAUAUCUAACAUCGAAUCUAGAGGUGAGAGUAUCGAGAAGAAGAUCGCCAAAUUAGAUGGAGAGCUGGUUAAGCUUCGAGAUCAGAUGGCAAAGAUGCGUGAGGGCCCCAGCAAGAACAUGAUCAAACAGAAGGCGUUGAGGGUGCUGAAGAUGAAACGAAUGUAUGAAAACCAAAAGGGUCAGCUUGAUCAGCAGGCAUUCAAUGUCGAUCAGAGCAAUUUCGCUAUUCAAGGCAUGAAGGAUACUCAGGUCACGGUCGCCGCCAUGAAGACAGGCCUGAAGACAAUGCAGAGAGAAUACAAAAAGCUGAACAUUGACCAUAUUGAAGAUUUGCAAGAUCAAAUGGAGGAUAUGUUGGAUAUGAACAACGAGAUCCAAGAGGCGAUGAGUCGACAAUAUGAUACGCCAGACAUUGACGAGGCUGAUCUCGAGGCUGAGUUGGCAAUGUUGGGAGAUGAGUUGGACCUUGGCGAAACGGACACGAAUUAUCUCGAUGAGGCCCUUAGUGCACCUGGAGUGCCGGCUUCGAAACCAACCAGCUCCAAAGUUGCGGAGGGCUUGGAAGUGGACGAGUUCGGUCUACCGAAGAUACCUGCAUGA